Molecule: messenger RNA, 976 nt
Organism: Trifolium pratense (red clover)
Lineage: Eukaryota; Viridiplantae; Streptophyta; Magnoliopsida; Fabales; Fabaceae
Product: PRELI domain containing protein 3B-like
Exons: 2
Coding region: 148-699 (183 amino acids)
Biological process (GO): phospholipid transport
Cellular component (GO): mitochondrial intermembrane space
Molecular function (GO): phosphatidic acid transfer activity
Source: RefSeq, a predicted model, not a curated record
ACUUGCACGUUUUUGUUACUUUUCUUUGUCAGAACCAAACAAACCAUUAGCAAAUCUGAGUGGCGGCGAGAGAUACAGUUAGAAGGGCCAGCCGGCCAGCAGCUCCACCGUCUUCGCUCUCACAUUCGAAAUCGAUUUAGAAGCAUAAUGGUGAAAGCAUAUAAACAAGAACACGUGUAUAAUCAUCCAUGGGAACGAGUAACCUCUGCAUCAUGGCGAAAAUUCACCGAUGCAGAGAACAAGCGAGUUUUAUCGCAUAUUCUAGAUGUAAACACAUUGAACACAAGCCUUGAUUCUUCCUCCGGGAAGCUUUACGCAACACGUGCGAUAACUGUUCGAUGUCCGUGGCUUGUAAGAAGAAUUAUUGGUGAGGAUAUUUGUCAUUGUGUUGAAUCAACUGUUGUAGAUGCAAAAUCGCGUUCGAUGCAGAUUAGUUAUAGGAAUAUUAGUAUGGAGAAGUUUAUUGAAGUGGAAGAGAAUACUAGGUAUGAUCCUCAUCCGGAUAAUCCCAAUGGAUGGACUGUUUGUCAGCAGGAGACUCGAAUUCGGAUUAAGCCUUUGUCCGCGUUGGCUUCUAUGGCGGAGAAAGUUGAGCAGCGAUGUGCUGAUAGGUUUCUUCAGAAUAGUGCUAAGAGUAGAGAUGUUAUGGAAAGAAUUUGCAAAUAUCUUGAGGCUGAGUCUAGCUCAUUUUCUUUGUGAUUCUCUGCGAUGUAACUUCGGAUUUGGAUUCUCUGCAGACACAAAGGUCAAUAAGAAGAUCAGAUGACUCGUAUUUUGCGAUGUAUUUUAAAUUGAUUUGGUGAAGAUAGUUAGUUAGACUACGAGCCGUUUGAUUUUUAUAUCUAAUGGUUAAGAUCUUUGUGUGAUUGUGUGGUUUCUAUGAUCUAGGUCACAUGACUCUCUUGUUCAUGUUUUGCACUUAUCUUUUGAAGCAUUGAUUAUGAUUACAGGCUAUAUUAUAAGUGAUUAUUUGUGA